Messenger RNA from Solanum verrucosum, 2222 nucleotides. RefSeq lists its product as uncharacterized. The transcript has 4 exons. The record is from RefSeq and is a predicted model, not a curated record. The coding region runs from base 171 to 2222 and encodes 683 amino acids. NCBI's taxonomy places the organism in Eukaryota, Viridiplantae, Streptophyta, Magnoliopsida, Solanales, Solanaceae.
GCCAAAUUUCAGUGGAGAUGCUACCAGAAAAAGUAAAUCUUGGAAAUAGCUUGAAAGAGAGUCAAAGAAACAAAUAGAUAUGGCUGCAGCUAAAUACCCAGAGUAGAAACACCCCCCUCAAGAAAUCCUCAAAUACUCCACAUACACAAAGAUUUCAGAUUUGAAACGAGAUGGGAAAGAUUGGUUGCACCAUAGAUGGCAACCUGGAUGACUCAAAAUUCAGCGAGCCGAUGCCAUGGAUCGGUAUCUAUGUUGCAGCAGCAUCUGCAGCUUGUGCACUGGCCAUGGCGAUUGAUGUCCUUCAUGGCCUGCGCCAUAGAAAAUUUUGGUUUCCUUGCAACUUCUUCUCUCUUAAUGCUACAACAUUGACGCUCCUAGCUGUUGCCACCAAGUUGUCUGUUGAUCUAAAUACAUCCAUGCCUCACCGACAAGAUCAGCUGACAAAACUUAGCAGUGCUGCUCUACUCUGUACGGUAAUUGCUAAUUUUUUUCCUUCCUUGGGUCAAAUGGAGAAUAAAGAGUUGUUGAUGAACAUAGUGGCUUUGGGGAUUUUCAUCAUCACGGCCAUCGUGAACAUUGGCAUACAAUUAGCUACUGGUGUUAUCUAUGUUUUCUGCAAAGAGCAUAUAGCCCUCAUGUUUCUUAUGCUUAUUUUGCUUCUGUUACUGAUCUCCUCAGCCUUGACAAUGCCAACUACAAAGUGUUAUUUGGACCUGAAAUAUAACAACAGUUACAAGUUAGCUAAUAAAGAACGCAACAUCAGCUAUAAAUGCAAAACUCAGAAACUGAAGGACGAACUGAUGAUAUUAUGGACCAUGGCCUAUACCUCUAGCCCCCACUUUGUCGCAGGGCGCUUAGCAACAUGCACUGCCUCUGGAGGUUUCUGCCUUCUGAGCACAGUAAUUUAUGCUCAAGCCAUGCUUAGGUCUUACUUUCUUCAUUCGAGCUUAAGCUUUUGUAGUGGAGACUCUGAAUACAAGUGGUCCAUAACCUUGAUUCUUGUAACUCACACAGUGGCAAUCAGGGUGGGAACUAUUGCACCAGCUUUUAGAUGGUUCAUAGCCAUAAAUUUCCGCUGCCCCCAAAAAACAAAUAAUGCCUGCAAACUCACGUUGUUCAAAGUGGAGAACUACUGGAUCCAUACACUGCUAAAGUGGAAAGAAUGUUUGUUGGAUUUCAGAAUUUGUGGCCGGCAUGGUAGAAAAUUCAUUCAUAAAACAAGGAACAAACUUCUCGAUUUCUGCAUUUGGAUACAAAUUCUGAUGGUGUCACUCAGUAAGGUAGUUCGGGUCAUUUCCACUUGCUCUGUGAGUUGGUUACUGAUAAGCUGUCACAAAGCAACCAGGAUGCUGAAAUGCAAAAAUGUGGUGUGGAGUCAUGAUAUAGAGUCACAAGCUAGGAUGGGGAAAAAGGAGCAGCCUAAACAUCUAAUACAAUUUUUGGAGAAAGUGAAGGCAUCACCUGGAUUCAGGGGAGUGCACGAAUUCGACCAUGCUAAAAUUCCAUCUUUAGACUCAGAAGAACCUCCUAAUUGCUGGGCUCUUCCUAUAGUGACACUAACAAGCAUUGCAAUUGCACUUCCAGACAUUGGUUUCCACUUAAUCGAGGAAUUAAUAAGGAGUGUGUAUGAAGGUUUCAUGUACAUCAAACUUGUUGAAGAGAACCUGGAUAGCAGAAAUGACCUAGUAUACAUCAGGAAGGCAGCAGAGUUAGUGUGGGUAGAAGUUGACUUAUGUUACAAGUGGCUGGACGUCGAUCUCCGCAAAGCUGCCACUGAAGGACAGAAUCCAAAAGGCGUGCUUGAAGGACUCUCUGAGAAAGCAAAGGAAAGAUUCAUCGAAUUCAGAAAGAAAGAUCCAAAUGCUUGUAUAAAGGGUUCGCCUUCAACAUGGCCUCCCAAUAUGUUGGCAGCCAACUAUAUAACAGGUGCUUGUCUUACCAACCUUGAUAAAGUUAUAUCCAUGCGAUGCCACCAUGGCACCAUUGAAGAGAGAGCAGCAGGUGUCCGCUCUGCCAUCUUACUUCUGGGGAAAGCAGAGAGUGUUCUGCAUAUUCUUUGUUCACAGUCACUUCCAAGUUCAGCACCAGAUCAAUUGGAAAAAAUUGAUCAUUGGCGCUCACAUAGCAAAGAGGUAGACAACCUCUCCUGCAGUAGUAGCUCACCCUCAAAUUGUUCUCUAACUUCCCAAAGUUCAUCGGACUUGUAUCUAACUGUGGACUAA